Messenger RNA from Lodderomyces margitis, 3270 nucleotides. It is a transcript of the gene ENG1, whose product is annotated as endo-1,3(4)-beta-glucanase. The record is from RefSeq and is a predicted model, not a curated record. Gene Ontology annotation, cellular component: cell surface. Gene Ontology annotation, molecular function: glucan endo-1,3-beta-D-glucosidase activity; endo-1,3(4)-beta-glucanase activity. Bases 1 to 3270 code for a protein of 1089 amino acids. The transcript has a single exon. NCBI's taxonomy places the organism in Eukaryota, Fungi, Ascomycota, Pichiomycetes, Serinales, Debaryomycetaceae.
AUGAAUUUGAUACUCUUCUUGACAGCUAUAUUUCCCUUCAUUGCAGCCGCUGUCGUCACAGGAGCCAAGCAAGAUGAACCAUUGACAGUCACCAAUACACAUUACGUUGACAGCCCAUGUAUCUCAUAUUUUGCUAGCAGUUUAUUACCAAACAACCCAGAAGCAUUGACCACUGGUAUUCCUAUUGUUUUUGUCCAUGCCCGUGAUGGUAAUGGAAACCUAAAGGAAAACAGCCAGGUCAUUUCUACCAUUACUCGUACAAAAACCCACAUAGUAUAUCAGACCGGAACAGCUCAACUAAAGGGCGGAGUUGAAAACGCCCCUAAAGACGAAACUACCGAGAUUGGCAAUUCUACAAACGCAAUAACUUCUUAUUCAACAGCCAUACAAACCACCCUGUCCUGCUCAUCUGAAGGAUGUCAAAUCGUAACAUAUACCACCGUUGUUCCUUGUAUUGUUAGCGACACCACAUAUACAACUACUUCAAGUUCAGACGAGAAUGCAGCUGGCGAAACAGAAUCCAGCACAUUAGCUGGUAAUACUGGGCAAUUAUCUCUCACUACGGAUCUCGCUUCCUUUCAGACAACAUCUGUUGAGAUUGCUCAAACAACAACCACUUCAACUAUUUUCAGCGCAACAGAAACACCUGAAAGCACAUAUAGUCCAUCCACCUCUUUGGAGCCGUUGCCAACAACAAAAUCUGCUCCAGUAACAUCACAAUCCAUUGUGUCAGAGAGCAAGUCAAUCACCAUAGACCUUUCCUCAAUAACAAAUGAUGUGACAAUAUCCAAUAAUGCUACAGAGACAUUUCCUAAUACGAAAAACUCAACGAAUUUACUGGAAUAUUCAUCAACAGCCAGCGAAUUUUCUUCCAAUUCAUUGCAACCGAUUGAAACCACGUUGUCAACCAUAUUGAUCAGCUCUUUGUCAACCGGACCAUACCACAACUCUUCAGUAGCAUUGUCGUCAGACUUAACAAGUGCUACAUCAACUGAAUCAUCUCUAAGCCUCCUUUCCAGCACACAACUUUUGCCAGAAACUUCAUCUGAAGGAGUAUUAUCAUCAAGUUCCUCAACACAAACAGGAGCCGCUAUUGCCGCUACUGAUGUUUGCUAUUCAGGAGAUUUGUUCUCACCUAUUGAUACGAAUGCACCACCUUCAGUCUUUCCUAGACAACAGUUGCCAUUGUCAAUUCCAUCAGGAGUGAACAACAAUGGUGCACCCAUCCAAACGAAUAAAUUCUAUGCCAAUUUGUUUUUGAGCAACCAGGAUCUGAUGGUAUACACCUAUCCUUACGGAAUGUACUGGAGCAAAACAAAUUACUAUGGGUUCGGGGUUCAACACACCAAUAUUUCCAACCGAGUGUUUGGAUCUCAAAAUACAAACAAUGUGGGGGUGUCAUCAUACUAUUUCAAUCCAACCAAUAGUGGGGAAAUGAUUCUCUCAGCCACUGAAUUUGACCGAGAUUCAAUGUACAUGGCACUUAGUGAUAUGACAGAAAUGGCACUCAAAGUCAAAUUGUCGGCCACAGCUGGUGACAGCCUAAACUAUAUCGAGAUUCCAAUUGUUCAGGGUAUGGGAUUUGCCACUGCAAUUUACAACGGUGAUUUGAUUGCCGAAUUAAAUUCGUUAUACGGUAUUCAGACAUUGAAAUUGGAAGAAUCAGAAGCUUUGUUGCCAAAUAUUUUAAAAUACAGGGCCACUUUGUUCAAUGGAGUGGAAUGGUUGAUCUACAUCACGUUACCCGCAGAAGAUGACGACUUUGAAUUUACUGCUGAAGAUUCAUUCCACUUAAGAGCAUCAAAGUCUGUUGAUGGUUUAAUCAUCCAAGUGGCUGUAGCUCCCGAAUCUUCAAAGGACCAGUUUUAUGACGCUGCUGCAGGUAUAUAUGUCACAGAUGCCACAUUACAAGGAACUGUUGCUUGCUCAUCAUCUGCAUCAUACCUGUUUGUUUAUGAAACUUCUGGCUCUUCAUCCAGUGGUAACCCAAUUAUUUUUGCAUUGCCACAUCACCUUCAAACCUUGACUUCAACAGAUGGUGCUACAGGAAUAACAAUUUCAUCACAAACUAAAGGGGAAAUGACAGCAUUCUUAACAAACCAAUUAUCAUUCUCGGAGACAAUUGACAAAAACAUUCAAUUUUUGCCUUACCAUGCUGGAAGAUCGGAUCAAUUGUCUUAUUCUGCUGACCAGUUAAGUUUAAUAGCCAAAUCAGCAAAUGAGGAGCUUGCUGCUGACAUUGCCACUACCGUUGAGAACAUGAACUCAAAUUACUUCUCGGGUAAAGUUAUUGACAAAUACGCACAGAUCUUGUUGGUAGUCAGUGAAAUUAUCAAAGACGAUGCGGUGACAAGUGCUACCUUGGAAGAUUUGAAAGAUGCAUUUGAAACUUUCUUGAAUAACCAGCAGUACUAUCCUUUGAUGUACGAUACGAAAUUUGGUGGGGUUACCUCUACUGCCGCUCAAAAUGGGGACGAUGGUGCCGAUUUUGGAAGUGCCUUUUACAACGACCAUCAUUUCCAUUAUGGCUACUUCAUUCAUGCAGCAGCGGUAGUGGGUUACAUUGACAAAAAGUUAGGUGGAACCUGGGCUAAGGACCACAAAGAUUGGGUAAAUUCUUUAGUUAGGGAUGUGGCAAAUCCAUCAAGAAGCGAUCUGUAUUUCCCUGUGUCAAGAUCAUUUUCCUGGUACGACGGGCACAGUUGGGCGGCAGGAUUAUAUGCAAGCAAUGAUGGUAAAAACCAGGAAUCCAGUUCUGAAGAUACUCAUUUCGCUUAUGGUAUGAAGUUGUGGGGAAAUGUUAUCGAGGAUUAUGCAAUGGAAGCGAGGGGUGGCUUGAUGUUGUCAAUAAUGAGCCGAUCUUUUAACUUGUACUUUUACUACAAGUCUGACAACACUGUGCAACCACAAGAAAUUCUCCCCAACAAGGUUAGUGGUAUAUUUUUUGAAAAUAAGGUCGAUUAUACAACAUACUUUGGCACUCCAGAUCAAAACCCCGAAUAUGUGCACGGUAUCCACAUGUUGCCAAUUACAGCAGCCAGUUCCUCAAUUAGGAUACCGUCUUAUGUCCAGGAGGAAUGGCAGGAUCAAAUUUCAACAUUCAUUGAUAAUGUGGAUAGUGGCUGGACGGGAAUCUUGAGAUUGAACCAAGCACUCAUUGAUCCUCAAUCUUCCUACGAGUUUUUUAGCUCGGAGGAUUGGAAAAGCGGCUACUUGGAUAAUGGACAAAGUCGUACAUGGAGUUUAGCUUUCUCAGCCGGUAUUUUAUAG